UUUCUCAUUUUAUUUUUUCUUCACAUAACCAAAAAACCAGACACAAAAUCAAACAAUUUUGUUGCGGCUCAUCUCUCAAACCUCAGUCUCUUACAACAUCACAACCUUAGAUUCUCCGAGCAACUCUCCAAUUCUAUAAAACAACAACAACACUCACACUCACACUGUUUUUUUUCUUCUUUUUCCUAUAGUUUUUGAUUUUUUUUUCUUUAUGUACCUAUCAUAUGAUUUUUCUUCCAGAUUUCAGAUAGCAUCACUUUGACAGUUUGACUUUUCCAGUAUCAACUUCUGGUAGUACAAUUGCGCGAGUUCGCAGAAGAGUUCUUCCAUAGAAGGUAGAUGGGUUCUAGAAUCCCAUCGCAUCAGCUUAGCAAUGGCCUUUACGUAUCAGGGCGGCCUGAGCAGCCGAAAGAAAGGACUCCAACGAUGUCCUCAGCGGCCAUGCCAUAUACCGGUGGAGACAUCAAGAAGUCAGGAGAAUUGGGAAAAAUGUUUGAUAUUCCCGUCGAUGGAUCUAAAUCUAGAAAAUCUGGACCAAUAACAGGUGGUGCUCCAUCACGAGCAACAUCUUUUGGAGGAGCUGGUUCACAUUCUGGACCGAUUCAUCCUAAUGCUGCUGCACGGGCUAUCUAUACUACUUCAGGUUCCAUGUCUUCUGGUGUAAAGAAAUCGAAUUCCGGGCCAUUGAAUAAGCACGGGGAACCGGUUAAAAAGUCUUCGGGUCCUCAAUCCGGCGGAGUAACUCCAACCGGGCGUCAAAACUCCGGUCCUCUUCCUCCUGUUCUUCCCACAACAGGUCUUAUUACAUCCGGUCCAAUAACGUCUGGCCCGCUAAACUCGUCUGGUGCGCCUAGGAAAGUGUCAGGUCCUUUGGAAGCGAUGGGUUCUAUGAAGAUGCAAGGUUCUGCUGCUGCUGUUCCCAAUCAAGCUGUUACUGUUCUUAGUCAAGGUGAUGAGUAUUCCUUCAGAAGGAAUUUUCCAAAGGCCAUGUUUUGGUUAUUAAUUCUGCUUUUUGUCAUGGGUUUCAUUGCCGGCGGUUUUAUUCUUGGAGCCGUGCACAAUGCCAUUCUCCUUAUUGUCGUUGUGAUUCUCUUUGGCUUAGUUUCUGCGUCUUUCACUUGGAACACUUAUUGGGGGAGAAGAGCUAUCAUGGGCUUUGUUGCUAAUUAUCCAGACUCUGAGCUUCGAACUGCAAAGAACGGGCAAUUUGUGAAGGUCUCCGGGGUUGUCACUUGCGGUAAUGUGCCUCUUGAGUCAUCUUUCCAGAAAGUUCCCAGAUGUGUAUAUACAUCAACAAGUUUAUAUGAGUAUCGGGGAUGGAACUCAAAAGCUGCCAAUCCUACACAUCGCCGAUUUUCUUGGGGCCUUAGAUUGCUUGAACGGCGUGUGGUUGACUUUUACAUCUCAGACUUCCAGUCUGGUUUAAGGGCAUUGGUUAAGACUGGUCAUGGAGCAAGAGUGACUCCUUAUGUUGAUGACUCAGUUCUCAUCAAUGUAAAUCCAACUAAAGAAGAGUUGUCUCCUGAGUUCCUCCGAUGGUUGGGGGAGAGAAAUCUGUCAAGUGACGACCGCAUCAUGCGGCUUGAAGAAGGGUAUAUUAAAGAAGGAAGCACAGUGAGUGUAAUGGGGGUUGUUCAAAGGAAUGAGAAUGUGCUUAUGAUUGUUCCUCCACCAGAUCCAAUCACAACAGGUUGCCAAUGGUUCAAAUGUAUUUUUCCAGCUAGCUUGGAGGGUAUAGUCUUAAGAUGUGAGGACAUGUCCAAGAAUGAUGUCAUACCAGUUUAACAACAUUAUGUGUGGAACAAGAAAUGAAUGUUUGUAGCAUCAUCAUCUAAUUGGUGGUUCUUAGAUAGUAUUCUUUUCCCCUCUAUUAUUAGUGGUGGUGGAAUAUAUAUAAUAUUGAGAGAAAAUUAUUAUUAUAGAUUAAGAUGGAAGAAAUUGUUUGUGUGUUUAUUUUUUUCAAUCUCUUUAAAUAGUUGUAUAGCUAUGGUUUGGUUGGUUUGAUGUUAUUCUAGGAUCUGUAAACUUUGGUAAUGUUUGAUGCAGUGAAAAUUCUUAAAUGUAUGAAGCAUAUUUGUGAUUAUGCUAACAUGCUAUAUAGAAUACAAGCUUUCUUUAUGGUGUUUGCAAA
This is a messenger RNA of Cicer arietinum (chickpea), 2131 nucleotides long. RefSeq lists its product as uncharacterized. NCBI's taxonomy places the organism in Eukaryota, Viridiplantae, Streptophyta, Magnoliopsida, Fabales, Fabaceae. The record is from RefSeq and is a predicted model, not a curated record.